Anopheles funestus (African malaria mosquito) is the source of this 6105-nucleotide messenger RNA. It is a transcript of the gene Chi, whose product is annotated as LIM domain-binding protein 1. Lineage: Eukaryota; Metazoa; Arthropoda; Insecta; Diptera; Culicidae. The transcript has 11 exons. The record is from RefSeq and is a predicted model, not a curated record. Gene Ontology annotation, molecular function: LIM domain binding. Gene Ontology annotation, cellular component: nucleus; transcription regulator complex. Bases 566 to 2470 code for a protein of 634 amino acids. Gene Ontology annotation, biological process: negative regulation of transcription by RNA polymerase II; positive regulation of transcription by RNA polymerase II; nervous system development.
AAUGACGUUUAUCUUCGUGCCCCUAUUUCAAAAUGGCCACCAGUGUUGAAAAAAAUUGAUGGCGUCUAUGUUGGCGAGUCCGCUCUGAGUGAAAUUGUUACCAUGAUUGAACGUGAAAAUACCUUUUAAAAUAUUGCAUAAAGCCGUAAUUCUUUCGGUUUCCGUCGAUGCGCAUACCAAAAUCGCAACAAAAAAAAAACCGGUGCAUAGCGGUAUGACUGACAGUAGUAGUGCGUAUGAGAUCUUCAAAGUGUUAAACUAAAUUUUUGUUUGACAAUAGUGUGAAAGCUAAAGACUUACAACAGUAGCAAAAAACAAAACAAAGUGAAAUAAAAUAGUGUGUUGUGUAAAGAUAACUUAUGCGAAGCAUAUAACGAAGAUCGAUGCAACAUACGGAUACUAAGCCAACAAUACUGUGCUAGCCGUGUGCAUGUGUGCUAGCGUCAACAAUUACGUUUGGUUGUGUUGUGUUGUAACAGUACGGGACAGGCUGGCGUACCGUGGUCGGUGCUGGUGCACACUCCUAGGAACUGACAUUCUUCCUCAGUAGUUCCGAUUUUAGAAUAUGAUAGGUUUAAGCCGCCGUGGAGUUAAUGCAGGACCGUCAUUGAGUUUACCGUCUACACUGGAGGAUUCUACUAAUAACUGGAAAGGAACGCCUUCGGGUCCAUCUGAUCCCUCACAGCAAGGUGCUGGCCCAGGAGGAGCCGGAGGUCCGGGUGGUCCUGGAAUUGCUGGUAAUGGUGGUCCCGGAGGUCCCGGAGGGCCUGUGGGCCAGGGACCUGGUGUAAACAAUUUUGGCGGUCCUGGUGGAGGCAAUUUCGGAGGUCCAGUGUUUCCGGCCGCAGGUCAAGGUUCUCCAGCUGGAGGAUCUGCCUCGAAUAGCUAUCAGAACCUACCACCCGGAACUGGUUCGAACACACCACAAUAUACGGCAUCACCUGCACCGUCGGGAUCCUCUACCCCCGGACCUGGUCCACCACAGAAUGUUGGAACUGGCUUUCCUCCUCCAAAUGCGGGUGGUCCAACAGGACCGGGUGGUCCAUACAAUGGUCCCGUAGGCGGUGGUCCAGUAGCAGUAGGUCCUUUUAGUUCUCCCUCUGCAAAUGGUCCUCAAUUCGGACGGCCAGGUAGCUCCGGAUCUGCUUUCGGAAGCGGGCCUCAUUUUACAUCACCGAGUGGGCCAGGUAACUUUGGUGGCCCUCAGUUCGGCAUACCACCAGGUUCACCUUUUGGCCAUGGGCCAAAUGGAGCGAAUAUGGGCGGUCCGAUGGGACAAGGACAUCUAAUGGGAGGCCCACAACCUGUGGACCGUAUGGAUCAAAGUCAAUUGAACGUUCCCAGAAGGCAUGCAUAUUUCGGUCAACCGGACUAUAGAAUCUAUGAACUUAACAAGCGGUUACAGCAGAGAACUGAAGAAAGUGAUAACUGUUGGUGGGACUCGUUCGCAAAUGAGUUUUUCGAAGAUGACGCUACAUUAACUUUAACCUUUUGUUUGGAGGAUGGACCAAAAAGAUAUACUAUAGGACGCACAUUAAUCCCACGAUAUUUUCGGAGUAUUUUCGAAGGCGGCGUGACAGAGUUGUACUUUAAUUUACGACAUUCGAAGGAAUCGUUUCACAACACAUCAAUUACACUCGAUUGUGAUCAAUGCACUAUGGAAACGAUCCACGGGAAACCGAUGUACACCAAGGUACUCACUGAAGGAAGGCUUAUACUGGAAUUCACGUUUGAUGAUCUAAUGCGGAUAAAAUCUUGGCACAUGGCAGUUAGAACCCAUCGAGAACUGAUACCACGAUCAGUCAUAGCACUGCAUAGUCCUCAACCAGAUCCUGCAAUGCUUGAACAAUUGUCAAAGAACAUCACUAGACAAGGAAUUACCAAUUCAACAUUAAAUUAUCUGCGCUUGUGUGUGAUACUGGAACCGAUGCAGGAGCUGAUGUCCAGACAUAAAGCAUACGCGCUUAGCCCACGGGAUUGCUUGAAAACGACAUUGUUCCAAAAGUGGCAACGGAUGGUCGCACCGCCGGGUAAGAAAGGAGAUGCACAACGUCCAGCAAAUAAAAGGCGGAAACGUAAGGGUUCCAGUUCCGGCGCAGGAGCAGGUAACGCAGGUCCACAAGUUCCCAGCAAAAAACGUUCACCUGGUCCAAAUUUCUCGCUGGCGUCUCAGGUAGAUGUCAUGGUGGUUGGAGAACCAUCUCUGAUGGGCGGUGAGUUUGGUGAUGAAGACGAGCGAUUGAUCACCAGGCUUGAAAAUACGCAAUACGACGCUGCCAACAAUCUUGAGCACGAUGGUCACAAUGCAUUUGGUGGAGGUGGCGGCGGUGGGGGCCACAACGAUGGUGGUCCUAUGAGUGGUGGUCCAACUUCGUGGCAGGUCGACCGGGGAGGUGGCGGUGGCGCUGUAAACAAUUCCGGUGCUGGUGGCCAGGAUGGAGGAAAAAAGAGUCCGUCUGUGUCUCAGUGACAAAUGUAAAAUCCAAUGCACAAAUCUCUUAAUAUAUCCGCGUACCGUACGGAUAAGAGCAAUCCAAGUGCAUUGGCUCAUUAUUACAGCAAAUCAUCGCUAUUGUAACAGUAAGUAAAGUAGCGGAAUAUCAGCUGCGUAAAAAAUUAGGUUCAAACAAUGAACAAGUAUAUUUGCAUAUUUCCUCAACGGGGUAAAUCUUGAAAAGGUAUAAUAGCAAGGGCAACAAUGAGGUUUACUGGUUGUACACAAGAAAAAAAAUGACAGAUAUAAAAAUUUGAGUUCGAUUUCCUUUUCACCUAAAAAUUUGGUAUACCGCGCUCUGCAUCUCUGUAAUUCCGCGUAAAUAUACUAUACACGAAACUGAACGCAACAUAUUUCGAGCAACAUCACCCAUUACAAUUGCUUCUGAACAUCCAGGUAUGCCUAUGGUGCAAUAGAAUUGUUUGCUCUCGUUCUAAGAGCGAAAAAAAUUAGGCUUCAGAGAGUUCAGGAAAGCUAUUUCACUGGUUGAGGAGAAUUCUGCCGUGUUACCAAACUACUUAUUCUUUUAGAUAUUCUUUCUAUGAUCCUAAAAUCGACAACCGCUACCAAACUGUUAAUGUGCGAACCACUUCGUUCGCAUAUUAUCGUGUAUUAUUCGAUGCAUGAGUGUGGGGUGGAAAGAAAUGAAAUGGAAAUCAGGAAUUGCCGUCUUAAUUGUUUUAAAAUAGUAUAUUAUUAAUUACGCAACAAAAACGACACAUAUUAAGGAUAAGGAUAAUAAACGUUAUUGUAGCAGAUGAGAUCAGAUGAGUGUGCUGAACAGAAGAAAUAAUUGCUAGCGUACAAUGGGUGCAGCUAUUUACACUCUGGCGAAGUCUUUGAACUCUUCUAGCCAGAUUCGUCUUUCUGUUAAGGCUAGACAGACACGGUUAAGCAAGGUGAGGUAUGUAGAGAGCUAAACUUCUUAUAGUGUAUACAUGAACUAUAAAUAUACAUAAAUGGAUAGAUAAUGUGCGUGUGAAGGCGUUUGCUCUAGUAAGCAAAUUUCAUUCGGACCAUUUAUCCAAAAAUACCUAUACGCCACUGUGUUUAAAUGUGAAACAUGUGGAUAAUUGUCUAUCUUUUCUUCCUUUGCUUUUGAAAAUGAACUAAAAUGUGAAAACUUUCGAGCAAUACAAUUGGCACACAACCGUAAGCAAGGAGUAGGAAGUGUUUACAGUGAAUCAUCAUAGGCAGAGAUAAUUUAGUUGCUGAUGGGUGCGACUUUAGUCUUGUGCUUUAUUAUGCGGCACAUACAUAAAAGUCUGUCUAAGUCUGUGAAUCACAAUUAUUUGUUGUUGGUUUUUGGUGCAUGUGGUUCGCCAGAAAAUCUGUGCACAAGUCCGAUUUGAAGUAUCGUGGGGAAUUUUCAAGCUAACCUACAUGGUAGCUAUCCAUUCAAAUACCGCACACGAUAAACCCCCAUUAUCUCAGUUAUCAAAACAUUGUCGAACCAUUGCAUGAACUCUAAUACCGCGUCUCAUAUAAACAUGUCGGUCCGAAUAUGUAGAUUGUACAUAGUUUUUUAACGCAUUGAAGAGUAAACACAAAACAAAAACACUAAAUUAGAAUUGAAAAGUAUCUGAAUGGAGAAAUUGACAGGAUUGCUGAUCGAUAAUUUAUUUAUAUAUAAUCUAGCAUACCCGAAAACAUCGCUCUACAAAUGUUGCAGCAGCAGCAUGAGCAUAAAUACAAUUGUAUAUAAUGCAUAAAUAGAUUGGGUACACCACAGGAUAUAAAAAAUAGCAUCAACAGAAAGCAAAAUGUUUUGACUUUGUUUCAUUCAAAAAUUUCAAAUAACCUACAAGAAGAUGGAAUUUAAAAUGAAGAUUUUAUCUAGGUACACACCAUCAGAGGGGCAUUCUGGUUUGGUCUGCUGGUUUGGUUUUUGGGUAUGAAAAUGGAUCGUAUUGCAUAGGACAUGAAUGCGAAUAAAUAGAGGAAUGUGCUGAUUUCAUUAAAUCAACAUCCUUUAAUAUCACGUUCUAAUGAAUUUUAUAGUUGAGAACUGAGCCAUGCAGUAUGCGUUAAAUGAACUGUGUAUCCUUAAUGGGCAAAAUAGGUCUUCGUUUCCUUCGAUUUGAUGGUAGACCAUCACAUACAAUGGGCAACAGCAUUAACUAUUCAAAAAAUAAGAUCGCAAAUAGACAAAAACAGAUGAUAGACUGUAAUACAAAUUAGGCAUGAUCUUUGCAGUGCACUGGAAACAUCAUGGGAUGAGGGUAAAUAUAGUUCUUUUUGGUGAUUGGUGUGUGGAUCCGUUAAAGAUGGUUCCGGAAUAGAGAAAACAAAGGAAAAGUAGAACCAGCGAUCACGAAGAAAACCACAAAAGUGCAAAAGCUUUUAGUUUGAUUCCGUGCGAACGACACAAUAAUAAGCACUAAAAGAUCAUGAUCAAAACGACUGGAACGAUGAUCGUAUACAAUACAUUUCAAAUGAUAAAACCCGAAUCUAUUGUCUCUCCGAUAGUGAGUACGGAAUGUCCUAAAAGUAUGAAAUGAAAUUGAAAUUGGAUAAAAAAAAUGGCUAAGGUCGCCCUCAUAGUGCCGUGUUAAGCAAGGUUGACUUAAAAAUCCACAUGUCAUGGGAUCGAACACAAUUUGGACCGACCAUCCCAGCGGAGCAAGGAUUGGCAUACGGCUGGGUAGCAUUAUAUAUAAUUAUAUAUAAAUAAAUAAGUUAGGACAGCCGUGACCGGACAGUCUUGGGUCGCUAUGCCACACACACAAGUAAAAGGAGAAGAAGAGGUAGAAUUGAGUAAUCAUGGGAUAUUCACUAAGUGAAUCACUCGGGAAAAAACUAGUAGGUUUGCACGUAUUACUUCAGAUCAAUGAGCAUAGGUACAAACCUAAUGUUUCCAAAGCAAAAACAUUGAAAUGUUGGCAGAUCCUGAUGCCAGUGUGAGCAUAACAAUCUUUUGGUAUAACAAAUGUAAAAAACAUAGCUAUUUCACUGAUCGUCGUACAGGCUAGGACACCGACUAGUAGCGUUUCAGUGCGGAAUACGACAUAAAUGGGAAUAGGCUUGCACCAUGGUAAACAUAGAAUAAUAGUAUCAUCUAAUUUAAGGUAAACUGAGGCGUAUCUCGACAUAAAUGCAGCAUGUAAAACGAAAGAUCUACAAUUCAGUAAAUCGAAGAGGAGCGAAGAUAAUGAAAAGGAAAGGAUCAUAGCAAGGGGUUUGUGAAUGCAUGGUUGAUAGUGUUUACGUGUGGACGAUGUAAAUGGAUGGUGAAGGUGGUAUGAUUGUGGGUAUAUGUGCGUGGGUGUGUGUAUAUUCAACAGGAUACUAGCAAUCCUGUGAAAAAGCGCAUUUCAGAGAAAAUUUGAGAGAGAAAUAAUCAUGAUUGUCGAGUGUAUGUGUGCGCGCGUGUGUGCAUGUAUGAAAGAGAGAUAGAGAGAGAAGUGAAACACGAUAGGAAAAUUGAAGAAAAUCCGAAAAACAACAUUGUCAGUAUUUGUUAUGUAAACAAUCAGAAGAAGACAAGAGUGAUCAUUAUGGGCAAAUUAUUAUUUUUACGUGUAUAUCUCCAUAUUAUUACGAAUGAUUAUUAUGACAAUUGUAAUAUAAAGAAAAAAAAAAGAAUAACAAAAAAUGUUAGUAAAUCAUGA